This is a messenger RNA of Suhomyces tanzawaensis NRRL Y-17324, 658 nucleotides long. RefSeq lists its product as uncharacterized. NCBI's taxonomy places the organism in Eukaryota, Fungi, Ascomycota, Pichiomycetes, Serinales, Debaryomycetaceae. The record is from RefSeq and is a predicted model, not a curated record. The coding region runs from base 70 to 411 and encodes 113 amino acids. The transcript has a single exon.
CAGAUCGAUUCUGGGGAGGGUGAGAAUACACAAAAAGUUUUCAGAGGGUGAAGACAAAAAUGAAAGUUAAUGUGGGUUGAAAUGUGCCCGCAACUGGGCCGUCUUUCAGUUCUACAAAUUGUAAGCUAUUGGAAGCGAGGAUGGUCGCAGAACCUGCCAGUGUUCGGCUGCCCAAAAUUUUGCCUGUUCGAUGAUUAUCAUCAGGGUUUAGUAGAUCUUCGAUGGUCCAGGCUCACUUGCAGAGAACGCCUCUUCGGGGCAAGACGACGCCUAUUCUGGCAUUGCCACAAUCUUCCCUAUGACGUGCGGAAUGGUAUGUAUCACGUGACAAGAAGGGCCCUUCCACCAUCCUUCACGGCAUCCCGGCUUUCCCUCCACAGCAGCAGCUGCCUGCCAGUAUCCCGGCACUAGCUGCUCGGCUUCCCGCACGUUAUCUGCCCGUCUAAUCCUCCAUUCUAUGACUCACCGCCCGUUCCAAUCUUUUUUCGUUUCCGAGCCGCCCUGGAAUGGCUCCGUUUAACCAACGGCAUUAAUUAGGAAAAAGACCGCCCUUUUGGGCCAGUUAUCGUAGGUACAAACCGUUAGUUUGUAUCUCUGCCGCAGUAUUCGCGCGUCCCAAUUGCGCGCAAUUGGGACGGCACGGUGCCACCAUCUCUGG